Molecule: messenger RNA, 1638 nt
Organism: Malassezia pachydermatis
Lineage: Eukaryota; Fungi; Basidiomycota; Malasseziomycetes; Malasseziales; Malasseziaceae
Product: arm repeat-containing protein
Exons: 1
Coding region: 1-1638 (545 amino acids)
Biological process (GO): NLS-bearing protein import into nucleus
Cellular component (GO): nucleus; nucleoplasm; cytoplasm
Molecular function (GO): protein binding; nuclear import signal receptor activity
Source: RefSeq, a predicted model, not a curated record
AUGUCAUUCCGCGACUCGAGUCGGCGCCAGGACACGUACAAGGCGAAGGGUGUGUUCAAGCAGGAUGAGCUUCGUCGCCGUCGUGAAGAGGCGCAAGUUGAAAUCCGUCGUCAGAAGCGUGAAGAGAGUAUGGCGAAGCGCCGCAACCUCAACUUGCAGCAAAUCUCCGACGCGCCUGACUCGGACGAAGAGGACGAAGUGAAUGAUGACUUGGACAUGAAGAUGACGUCGGAUCUUCCGGCGAUGGUGCAGGGUGUGCAGAGCGACAACUUGGACCAGCAAUUGGAAGCGACGACCAAGUUCCGCAAGCUGCUCUCGAAAGAGAAGAACCCGCCCAUCGACCGUGUGAUUGCGUGUGGCGUUGUGCCGCGCUUUGUCGAGUUCCUGCGUAGUCCCCACAGCAUGAUCCAGUUUGAGGCGGCGUGGGCGCUGACCAACAUUGCCUCGGGUACGUCGGAGCACACGCAGGUGGUCAUCAACUGCGGCGCUGUGCCGAUCUUUAUCGAGCUGCUUUCGUCGCCCGUGCUGGAUGUGCGUGAGCAGGCUGUAUGGGCGCUCGGCAACAUUGCAGGUGACUCGACCAAGUGCCGAGACUUUGUGCUGCAGCAGGGCGGUAUGCAUGCGCUGCUGGAGCUGCUGAGCGAGGACCACAAGGUGAGCAUGCUGCGCAAUGCGACAUGGACGCUGAGCAAUUUCUGUCGUGGCAAGAACCCGCAGCCGGCGUGGGAGUUGGUAUCGCCUGCGCUGCCUACGCUGACGAAGCUUGUGUAUGCCAUGGACGAUGAGAUUCUGAUUGAUGCGUGCUGGGCGAUUUCGUACCUGUCGGACGGCGCCAAUGAAAAAAUUCAGGCGGUGAUUGAGUCGGGUGUGUGCCGCCGCUUGGUCGACUUGCUGAUGCACCCCUCGGCGGCGGUGCAGACGCCGGCGCUGCGUUCGGUCGGCAACAUUGUUACGGGUGACGAUAUGCAGACGCAGGUGAUUGUGGCGAGUGGCGCGCUGACGCCACUGCUGGCACUGCUUUCCUCGCCGAAGGACGGCAUCAAAAAGGAGGCGUGCUGGACGAUCAGCAACAUUACGGCCGGCUCGCCGAGUCAGAUCCAGGCGGUGAUUGAUGCGAACAUCAUUCCGCCGCUGGUGCACAUUCUUAGUCAUGCGGACUUUAAGACGAAGAAGGAGGCGUGCUGGGCCAUUAGCAAUGCGACCAGUGGUGGUCUGCAGCAGCCGCAACAGAUCCGGUACUUGGUGUCGCAGGGCUGCAUCAAGCCGCUGUGUGACCUGCUCAAGUGUAUGGACAACAAGAUCAUCCAAGUAGCGCUGGACGGUCUGGAGAACAUUCUCAAGAUCGGCGAGCAGGACAAGGAGACGAUGGGACCUGGUGCGACGAACCAGUAUGCGAUGUACAUUGAAGAGUGCGGUGGUAUGGUGACGAUCCAUGCGCUUCAGAAUCAUGACAACUUUGACAUCUACAAGAAAUGCUUCUACAUCAUGGAUAAGUACUUCCCUGAUGACGAGGAAGAGCAAGAUACAGGCAUUGAGGCGCCGCAGGUGAGCAACACGGGCGCGUUUGCGUUCCCUUCGACCGUGGCAGCGCCGCAGACGGGCUUCCAGUUCGGUCCUUCUCAGAACAUGCAGUCGUAA